GUACACGCGCACAUGACACUACGGCCGCGGUAUGUGUUCAAAUGCUGACCACAAAGGAAUUAUUAGAGUUAGAUCCUGCCCCAACAACAUUGAGACUUGAUCAUCUUUUUGAUUGAGUGGUCGUCUCUAAGGUUGUGACAAUGGCAUCAACAUCACCACUCGACGCUCAGCUGCAGGAAAUCCUCAAUGAUGCGCUGAGAACUACAUCAAUAGAGGAAGCAUUUUGUGGCUUCAUCCUUCACUCCCCUGAAGAUGACAGGAACAAGGUUAUGUGCUGCAUCGACUCCUUCAACCGAUUCUGGAAAUCUCUUGCUGCUGAGUCACAUGAGCUUGUCUUGGGGUUCUACGUGACCCACAUACAUCGUCAAAAGUCUCACCAACGGUUAAAGCUCCUGUGUGAUAUGCUACUGAUGUCAGCAGAUCAACAUGGCAUCCCAGCAAGAAUGCUUUGUGAAGCUCUCUUGUCCAACCCUAGUCUUGAUUAUAAGUCAUCUGAACCAUGGUGUAAGACGUUUCAGCUCGUAGACAGGAUUAUUGUCAACGUGGACUACAAGGGAUGCAGAGAUCUCCUGAGGGUGAUCUUAGAGAAGAUAGAGCUGAUUCCAGUCACGGUCAACGUCUCUGCCUCGAAGCAGCUUGAUGCUGCCGUUAAGGUUCUCACCCACAUCCUAGACAGGAAUGCUUUCCUACUGCCGAGCUACUUCGCUGUCAAUGAACUCAAAAAGCUGUUCCCAGAUGACAAUCCAAACACUCAUUGGACUGUUGGAGAGUUGGUUACCAACUUCAUUGACUCAUUCAGGCCUACUGCUCGAAUGGUAUCCAUCACCGGUAGGCCGUGCCUCUUGCCGGUCGUUGGUCACUUCAACGCCACUCAUAACUCUUGGAAGUUGGACCCUAUCACGUUGAUGUUCCCACUUAAAGGACUGCUUCCUUAUGACAAGGAGCAGACCCAGCGCCAGACUAAAUUACUACGCUAUGUUUUGGAACAGCCUUACUCAAGAGAUAUGGUGCGGAUGAUACUGGGGUUGAACAUCCAGCAAAAGCAACGGUGUCUAGUCCUGGAAGAGAUGUUAGCAGACCUAGUGGUCGUUGCCAUGGAACGUACGGAGCAGACUGAUGGGUCAUUUGAGCUUGGCUGCCCCACGAAUGCCCUCUGGCAGCACCUGUCAAGUCAACUCAUCUUCUUUUUGCUUUUUAAUUUUGCCAGCUUCCCACACAUGGUGAUGUCACUUAAUGAAAAGCUGUGUAAUCGUCGUCUGACCAAGGGACGUGAUCAUCUGAUGUGGCUUCUGCUCCAGUUCAUCUCUGGUAGUAUUAAGAAGAAUCCACUCAGUGAUUUCUUUCCAGUCUUGAAGCUCUUUGAUAUAUUCUUCCCAGAAAAAGAGCCUCUACCUGUCCCAGACAUAAGUCAUCCACAGUGUACACAUAGCCUGGCCAUGGCUUGUAUCUGGAUUCAUCUGACACGUAAAGCACAGAGUGAUAAGGUGUCAUUACAGAGACCUGCACUCCCAUCUCUCAAGCUGCAUCUAGAGUUCCUACAACAGAGUUACAACUGUACCAACCUUCCAUUGACUGACUAUCGUAUUGCCAUGCUAUGCAAUGCAUACAGUACAAGUACCGAUAUGUUCCCUCGCCCCAUGGCUGUUCUGGUUGAGAGUACAUACAGCUCUGGGAAGACCACUGUCUCCAUGCCAGGUCCUGGGAUGUGUGUUGCGUCUGGACCCACCACACCUCUCUCAAUGAGCUUAUUGGAUUCACUCACUGUACAUGCCAAAAUGAGUCUGAUUCAUCACAUUGUCAACAAGAACAUCAUGACCGCUAUCCACCAUCAGGCCACAGCUGUGGCUCUAUCUCCAGCUCUGGUUGAAACCUACAGUAGACUCUUAGUCUAUACUGAGAUCGAGACUCUCGGCAUCAAGGGAUUCAUCUCUAAAGUUCUCCCCAGUGUCUGUGAAGCCAAGGCGUGGGGUAUGCUACACACACUACUGGAGUUAUUCAGCUUCCGUUUACAGCACAUACAGCCACAGUACAUCGUCCAGCUAUUGUGUAAUCUACACUCACUCAGCAAGAUCCCACUAGCCAAUCAGAAUCAACUGUAUCAAUGUAUUGAGAGUACAGCAUUACGCAUCAUCACUGGGCUAGGGAGUGCAGAUGUUCAGCCCCAGCUGUCACGUUUUCUCACAGAGCCCAACAACCUUCUCUCAGCUGACUCGGAGGAGUUGAACCGUGCUUUAGUUCUCACUCUAGCAAGGGCCAUGCAUGUCACUGGUUCAGAGACGCUCUCAGGUUCCUGGUGUAAAGACAUCUUAGCUACCCUGUUUGCCAACACUCCUCAUAACUGGGCCUCCCACACCUUGAAGUGUUUCCCUACUGCCCUCCAAGAAUUCUUUGAGGCUAACCCCGCCAUUCAGGAAGACCGCUCCCUUCUCAAGAAGACCGUCGAGGAUGAGCAUCGAAAAUGGAAAGCAAUGACCAACGAAGCAGAGAUUCUAAACCGGUUUGCCAGCCAAGGGACACAGUCGUUAUUCCUCUGCUUGAUUUGGAAGAUGCUUCUAGAGAACGAGCCAAGUCAUAUCAAUCCAGUCGCGGUCAAAGUCAUUGAGCGUAUUGGUCCGAGGGCGCUCUCCAAACACAUCAGAACCUUUGCAGAUUUCCUGGUGUUUGAAUUCUCGACCUCUGCAGGGGGUCAACAUGUCAAUAAGUGUGUUGAGACGUUGAAUGACAUGGUGUGGAAACUCAACAUCAUCAGCUUGGACAGACUCAUACUCAACUUGGCUCUGCGUAACCAUGAAGGCAGCGAGGCUCAGGUGUGUUUCUUCAUCAUUCAGCUUCUACUCCUCAAACCCAGUGAAUUCAGGAACCGUGUCAACGAUUUCAUUAAAGACAACUCCCCUGAACACUGGCUGCAGUCUGACUGGCACACCAAACACAUGAACUACCAUAGAAAAUAUCCAGAGAGAUAUUACUACGAAGGUAUGUUGGAGUUGACAGGAACGACCAUGAGUACACCCUGUCAGAAUCUCCCUGUGUACUUCAGUAACGUGUGUCUCCGCUUCAUACCGGUGUUUGAUAUUCUCAUCCAUCGUUUCUUAGAGCUUCCUCCCGCCUCUAAGUCACUUGAGAUUCUCCUAGACCACCUUGGAGGACUCUAUAAAUUCCAUGAUCAUCCUGUGACGUAUCUGUUUAACACUCUUCAUUACUAUGAGAAGAAACUCCGAGAUCGUCCCCAGCUGAAGCGUAAACUCAUCGGAGCAAUCAUCCUGGCCCAGAAGUCCAUCAAACCAGCCGGCUGGUGUCUGACUCCUCCAUACUUGGAGUACAUCAACAAACCUGGGGAAGAUGUCACAUGGGAUCCAGACCAUGACUAUUACUGCAAGCUGAUUGGACGAUUGGUUGACACAGUGUCAGGCAAGGCCCAACCUCAGUUCCUGAAUAUGGAUUGGCGUUUUAGUGAGUUUCCUAAUCUAGCAGCCCAUGCUCUUCAUGUAACGUGUGUUGAGCUGAUGGCCCUUCCUGGUCAGGGUAAAGUGGUAGGCAACGCUCUACUGGCAGUCAUCUCUAAGAAUCCUGGUGGUGUACAGAGGGAUGAAAUCAUGGCUUGGAUAAACACAAUCGCUCUGGUGCUCACCUCGCUACCCUCUUGUUACUGUGAGGUGAUCCAAGAUCACAUCUUAGAUGUUCUCGUCAGCGAUCUCCUCGUAGGUAACCAGGUCAUACAAGGGAGCGGCAUUCUUAAUAACAUCUUCGCUGUCUUUGAUUUCCGGGGGACGCAUUCUUCCCAUACUGAGAUGAUGUGCGCGUACGUGUUAGCCAUGACUCACGCUGUGUGGCAUCACUCUAAUAUUGGCCAGCUCACGCCACUUCAACAAUUCAUCCGUGAUCAGGUGAAGCCACUGGUACAGACUGAGGAACAAUACCUCUUUGUUUGUCAUCUUGUCGGACCUUUCCUCCAGAGGUUCCAUGAAGAGAGAACACGCUUACUCUUUGAGAUAACCAAGGAUCUCUAUGAGAUGUUACUUGCAGUUGACCAACACUGCAGUAAGAUUGUUCAUAUGGAUGUCAUCAGUGACUUUCUCUAUCAUAUCAAGUACAUGUUUGCUGGUGAUGGCGUCAAAGCAGAUACUGACCGGGUGAUUAAGAAUCUCCGGCUGGCUUGGCAGCAAAGACUACGCUUCAUCAGUAGAGGAGUGGAUCCCACGGCCAACACUCAGACCACAAGCUGAGAAAGAAGCGCUGCCUAUUGGCCGAGGUAUAGUUGGUUGCACGAUGGUCGGGCGAUGGAAAUCUUGACGCCAAUCAUAAAAAGACACAGUUUUUAGGCCUCAGCGAUGAAUAUAAACUGU
Molecule: messenger RNA, 4343 nt
Organism: Asterias rubens (European starfish)
Lineage: Eukaryota; Metazoa; Echinodermata; Asteroidea; Forcipulatida; Asteriidae
Product: mediator of RNA polymerase II transcription subunit 23-like
Exons: 32
Coding region: 141-4223 (1360 amino acids)
Biological process (GO): positive regulation of gene expression; regulation of transcription by RNA polymerase II
Cellular component (GO): transcription regulator complex; mediator complex
Source: RefSeq, a predicted model, not a curated record